Molecule: messenger RNA, 2023 nt
Organism: Daphnia carinata
Lineage: Eukaryota; Metazoa; Arthropoda; Branchiopoda; Diplostraca; Daphniidae
Product: caspase-8-like
Exons: 4
Coding region: 768-1577 (269 amino acids)
Biological process (GO): proteolysis; apoptotic process
Cellular component (GO): cytoplasm
Source: RefSeq, a predicted model, not a curated record
CAGGCUACUUAUCAAACACUGUGUCACGUACACAGAAUAUUGCUGUAGUACAUUUGAAGAAAAAGCGAACGGAACAUGUUCGAAGAACACAGAAUGUCUUCUGUUGAAACACCGGUUGAAUCGGACCACGAAGCGUCGCUACCCGUUCUACUUAAAGAGCGAACUCCAAUUGGCAGUAUGUCUCACUUUCCUGUGAUUUUAUUUGACGUAGAAGAACUUUAGUUUAAUCACUCAGAAACUUGUUUGAGAUUUAUUUCUCUUUGUAGAAAGAAAGCCAGGAUGUGAUGGAAGUAACGGUAAGCUUUUUCGAGCUUACAUUCAAAGCGAAGAUGGAACGGCCGUUUAUCAAUAUUUGCACCUGACCGGCAAUCCAGGAGGAAAACCAAAACCCUCCUCAGCACCGAAAAAGAGAGAAAUUUUGAAAGGGUUCUACAACUACGAUGUUCCAGUAGCCAUCGUAAAGACGAUGCUGAUCCCCAGCCAACUGUCUGAGAAACACCAACAGCAGAAGAAAGAAAUUGAACGGGAGUUUCGAAUAUUGAAAGAACUAGAAGUCCACGAAAAUUUUAUCCGCUAUUACUCUCAAGAAAUAGAUAAGGACUUUGUACUGGGAAGCACCGGAAAGCACGGAUACGACAAAAGAUCUCAGUACAAAAUUGGAUGUCUUCAUUCUCGGCUGUUUCUAUCAUUACGUCCUAACCGCGCGAACGGACAACAAAACACCCAGACAUCCAUUCGGCGACAAUGACACUCAGCGCCGGGUCCACAUGCGAUCUUCAAUUUAUUCAGUCUACAAAGAAGACCAUAAGUUCGUUCUCAAUGAUCAGAACGAGGACUUGGCAAAGCUUAUAAAGUCGAUGUUGAAGUUUGAAGAGAGCGCACGUCCAACGUUACAAGAAGUCCUUGACAAUCCUUAUUACAACCCUUCCAAUGAUGAUGAUGUUUAUGCGCUAGACGAUUAUAAGAUACCUGGCCUUUGUGUUAUCUUUAACCAGCAGGUUUUUCAAGAUAAAAAACAGAACCGCGGAGGGAGCGACAAGGACCGAGAUGCGUUACAGAAGACGUUUAAAAAAUUGGGUUUCGAAACCAGAGUUUUUGAAAAUGUUGCAUCGUUUGAUUUGGAAUCCGAAAUCAAAAAUCUGGCCAAAAGAGAUUGGGAGGAUUAUGGUUGCCUUGUUGUGUGUCUUUUGUCUCAUGGAGUCGAGAACGCAAUCAUGUGUUACGACGGCAAAUUCGCUAAUAUUAAUGAACUCAAGUACGAGUUCUCUUUAAAUAAUUGCCCCAGCCUGUACCGCAAACCGAAAAUUUUCAUCGUCCAGGCUUGCCAGGUGCCACUGAAUGACAACGACCUCUUUUCCCACAUUUGCAAUACCAUUUCAUUUGCUUUCGGUAGGUGGCAAUCCCCUUCCACAGUCAAAUGGCCAAAAAAGAAAAUUAAUGCCACCCAUGAAAUCAAAAUGAUACAAGACGCUAGGAAGAAUCCUCCACUAAUGGAUUUCAUAACAAUCAAGGCAGCUCUGGCCGGCUUCGAAGCUUAUCAAAUCAAGGAAAUAAAGAAAACUUUCGAGGAAUACUGAUAAAUGCCUCGUCAAGGAAGCCUGAAACAGGGUAACACGGGAAUCAUUGCUCACGGCAAUUCAUCGUCCGCCAUUUCGCGCUUAUGGUGCUAUUUUCCGUAUGUAACUUAACUUCUCAGAUUUUCAACAGUUCCUUAGUAUCCAUCUAGCAAAAAAAUUGUUUUUUUCUUCAUUCUUAUCAUCCCGAUCCGUUAGGAACGUCUAUCGCGUAUCUAAUCUCAUUCUUCCUCGUGAAAGCAUCAUUGCUUUAUGAUAUCUCCAGUGGCGCAGUUGGUUAGCGCAAGGUACUUAUAUGACAGUAACUUAUUGUGACUAAAGAACGAAGUAAUGCCGAGGUCGCGAGUUCGAGCCUCGCCUGGAGAAAGCACUUUUAAAUGAAAUGAUUAGUAACAUCAGCUAUUUGCUGGAAAUCAUAAUAGCAAUUAGGAUAUGCUACUCUAUUCCAA